CCAACAACGACCAGUGUUUGCUAAGCGGUACCACGAACACGAAAGGUCCGCGACUGCGAUUCCGUAUACGCAACCGUAAAUUUUGCUGCAUGAAACUUUUACUCAUUUAAAACGUCUAUCGUCGGUGUCCAAAGUAAAAGCGAGAACGAUAAAAAGAUAGAGUCCGGAAGUGUCGAAGGAGUUUGGUUUGGCCGUUUAUCCUUUGUUUCUUUCGCAACGUAAAGCGAAAAAAGAGGACAGAGAGAGAGAGAGAGAGAGAGAGAGAGAGAGAGAGAGAGCGUGAGAGAAGAAUACUAAAAGCGUCCGUAGAAGGAUAAAAAAUUUCAUCCAGCAACUUGUACCGGAAAUCGGAGAAAGAAAGGGGCUGGCAGAGAGGCGGAAGAUAAGAGAGAAGCGAAGAUGAGGAGCGAGUUAGUGCUGCUACUCGCGCUAGCGGUUGUACUCGCUUGUGCCGAGGUCAGGUCAAAUCGAGUGAAGCGCCAGGAAGAUAAAAAGGAAGACAGUUUCGAAAACGAGAUCUGCAAAGACAAGGAUGCAGGCGAAUGGUUCAGGUUGGUAGCGGGUGAAGGAGAUAAUUGUCGCGAUGUUAUCCAGUGCACCAGCUCGGGUCUUCAGGCUAUUCGUUGUCCAGCUGGUUUAUACUUUGACAUUGAUAAGCAGACAUGCGAUUGGAAAGAUUCUGUUAAUAACUGCAAACUGAAGAAUAAAGAGCGUAAGGUUAAGCCCCAACUAUUUACCGAGGAGCCUCUAUGCCCAGAUGGUUCCCUGGCUUGCGGCGAUGGUAUUUGUAUCGAAAGGGGACUUUUCUGUAACGGAGAAAAGGAUUGUGCUGAUGGUUCCGACGAGAACGUUUGUGAUAUGGACAAUGACCCCAAUCGUGCUCCUAGUUGUGACCCGGCCGUCUGUGUCCUGCCCGAUUGCUUUUGCUCGGAAGAUGGCACGAUGAUACCUAGUGAUUUGCCUCCCAAAGAUGUACCUCAAAUGAUCACCAUCACCUUCGAUGAUGCCAUUAACAAUAAUAACAUAGGACUGUACAAGGAGAUCUUUAAUGGCAAGAGGAAGAAUCCCAAUGGCUGUGAUAUGAAAGCAACAUUUUUCGUUUCACACAAAUACACAAAUUACUCAGCAGUGCAAGAGAUGCAUCGGAAGGGUCAUGAAAUUGCUGUUCACUCUAUUUCAAAGACACAUACUAACUCCAUCAGGCACAACGACGACGAAAGAUUCUGGUCUGAGGCAACGGUUGAUGAUUGGGCCAAAGAAAUGGCCGGCAUGAGGAUCAUUGCUGAAAAGUACGCUAACCUAACUGAUAACAGUGUCGUGGGUGUCCGUGCUCCAUAUUUACGCGUGGGUGGAAACAACCAAUUCACUAUGAUGGAAGAACAGGCUUUCCUUUAUGAUUCUACCAUAACAGCUGCCCUUAAUAACCCACCCCUAUGGCCGUAUACAAUGUACUUCAGAAUGCCGCAUCGUUGUCAUGGGAAUCUACAAAAAUGUCCUACUAGAUCUCACGCUGUUUGGGAAAUGGUAAUGAAUGAACUGGAUCGUCGGGAAGAUCCUGAAAAUGACGAAUAUCUACCAGGUUGCGCUAUGGUGGAUUCGUGCUCAAACAUUCUUACUGGUGACCAGUUCUACAACUUCCUUACACACAAUUUCAAUCGACACUAUGAGCAAAAUCGUGCUCCUUUGGGCUUGUACUUCCACGCUGCCUGGCUGAAGAAUAAUCCUGAAUUCCUAGAUGCGUUCCUUUAUUGGAUCGAUGAGAUUCAAAAAGAUCAUAAUGAUGUAUACUUCGUAACAAUGACUCAGGUGAUUCAGUGGAUCCAAAAUCCCCGUACCAUCAGCGAAGCCAAAACAUUUGAGCCUUGGAGGGAAAAGUGCGUUGUUGAAGGACCACCAGCAUGCUGGGUUCCACAUUCCUGCAAAUUAACUUCGAAAGAGGUUCCUGGGGAAACAAUUAAUCUCCAAACUUGUGUUCGUUGUCCAAAUAAUUAUCCAUGGUUAAAUGAUCCCACUGGCGAUGGAUUCUACUAAGAAUUGUGAAAAUCUACAAUUGUCACAAAAAAGGCAAAAAAUAUAUAUCUCCUUUUCGUUCCUUGUCUAAGUCAAGACUAUAUUGAUUAUGCUGAGAGAUAUGCCAAAUCUCACACACCAGCACAAUAAAGGCAGAGAAAGAAAGCAAGAAACGUUUUCGCAUAUUUAAUUUGAUUUUCUUUUAAAUAAAAUUCAUAUGAGACGAUAGACGUUACAAAAAUAUAUU
Ceratosolen solmsi marchali is the source of this 2257-nucleotide messenger RNA. It is a transcript of the gene serp, whose product is annotated as chitin deacetylase-like protein serp. Gene Ontology annotation, cellular component: extracellular region. Bases 400 to 2031 code for a protein of 543 amino acids. The transcript has 5 exons. Gene Ontology annotation, biological process: carbohydrate metabolic process. NCBI's taxonomy places the organism in Eukaryota, Metazoa, Arthropoda, Insecta, Hymenoptera, Agaonidae. Gene Ontology annotation, molecular function: protein binding; hydrolase activity, acting on carbon-nitrogen (but not peptide) bonds; chitin binding. The record is from RefSeq and is a predicted model, not a curated record.